This is a messenger RNA of Selaginella moellendorffii, 1308 nucleotides long. Its product is annotated as pentatricopeptide repeat-containing protein At4g02750-like. Bases 1 to 1308 code for a protein of 435 amino acids. Gene Ontology annotation, molecular function: RNA binding; protein binding; zinc ion binding. The transcript has a single exon. The record is from RefSeq and is a predicted model, not a curated record. Gene Ontology annotation, biological process: RNA modification. NCBI's taxonomy places the organism in Eukaryota, Viridiplantae, Streptophyta, Lycopodiopsida, Selaginellales, Selaginellaceae.
AUGGAUGUAUUCACAGAAGAGUAUAUGAUCCCAGAUGCCAAAGAUCUGUUCGAUUCGAUGCAGCAGCAGGACGUCGUGUCGUGGACAAAGCUCUUAGGUGUUUAUGCGCGAUCAGGAGAUAUGAACAAAGCUGUCAGUGCGUUCAAUCUCAUGCCAGCAAGGGAUGCUGUCGCGUCGACUGUGCUGCUGCGAGGAUUCGUGGAGCUCAACAUGAUCAGCGAAGCGGAAGGCGUCUUCCAGGCGAUGCCGGAGAAAGACAUCCAUGCACACACAGUUCUCGUUAUGGCUUCUGCUGAGGUGGGAGCGGCUACUAGCUUGCAAAUGGAGGAGGCCAGCAAGGCGGUCCUCAUGGAAAAGGAUCCUAUAGCGUGGAAUGCGUUGAUUGCAGCAAAUACUAGGCAAGGGGAUCUGCGGUAUGCGCUGAAGCUGUUCGAGUCUAUGCAGCUCUAUGGCGUAAAUCCAGAUGGUGCAACCAUGAUAUGUCUUCUGCAGACUUGCAGCCACAGACUUGAUGUGCAAACUGGGCGUGAAGUUUUCAGAAGAAUGGGUUCGGACUUUGCCAUUCCAGCAGAAAGAAAGCACUACUGCUGCAUGGUUGAUUUGCUCGCAAGAGCUGGCCAUCUGGAUGACGCCGAGGAAUUGGUUUGUGCGAUGCCAUUUAUUCCCUCUGCUGCAGAAUGGAACGCUCUUCUAGGGGCAUGCAGAAGCCAGGGCGAUGGAAACGUACGGAGAGCAGAAAGAGUAGCGAAGAAAGCAAUGGAGUUAAACAACGAGGCUUCCUACGUCCUUAUGGGAAACAUCUACUCGGGCAGCAAGAAUGACCAGGUAGAUAUUGAUAUGGCUCUGGAAUCUCUCAGGGAGAAAAUGAGAGAACAAGGUCUAACGAGAAAGCCUGCAAUAAGCGUUGUCACUGUCGGGAAGGAAACUCAUAGGCUUAUGGUGGACGACAAGAGUCACCCCAAUAUCCAAGAAAUCAACGCAGAAUUGGCAACGUUAACCAGACUACUUAAAAAUGAAGGGUAUGUUCCCAGAAUUGAUCUUGUAUUCAGUGGGAAGGAAGAGGUUCUCGCGGAAAUGGCUCUGGCCAAGCACAGCGAGAAAUUGGCUUUAGCCUGUGGCAUCCUUUACUCCAAGGAAGCAGCAGGGGCGCACAUCAGGAUUAAAAACAACCUUCGGAUGUGUGGAGAUUGCCAUCAGAUGAUGUGUCUUGCUAGCAAGAUUUAUGAUGGGAGGAAAAUUACUGUGAAGGAUGCUAGCCGAGUCCAUUGUUUUGAACAAGGCGUUUGUUCCUGCGAGAACAACUGGUGA